Eupeodes corollae is the source of this 1245-nucleotide messenger RNA. RefSeq lists its product as uncharacterized. NCBI's taxonomy places the organism in Eukaryota, Metazoa, Arthropoda, Insecta, Diptera, Syrphidae. Gene Ontology annotation, biological process: trehalose biosynthetic process. Gene Ontology annotation, molecular function: trehalose-phosphatase activity. The record is from RefSeq and is a predicted model, not a curated record. The transcript is spliced from 6 exons. The coding region runs from base 290 to 1111 and encodes 273 amino acids.
UGUACUCGUCGUUUAUUAAAAAAAAAAAACAUUCAAGUUGUUAUCAUUUUUUCAUUAGAAUAUUGUAUGUUUGCUAUUUCAAGUCAAGUACCUACUUACAAUACUAUCACUUCAUUAUAAAAUAGUUUCAUGUAGGUCUGAGUUAAGAUUUGCGAGCCAUCCAAAUAUACAAUACGGAAAAACGAACACCAUUUAUAUAGUGACUGAGUGCAUCCGAUUUGCUGUUGUUGCUAUUUUAUUGUCCUUGACAGUGAUUGUAAAUUGUUCAGAGGAAGAAUCAACUGGAGAUAUGUCGAAACGAGUUGUUCCAACUAUUAAUAAGGCCGAGGAAUUCGAGCAAAAGCUUCCGGGUUUUUUGAAUUCCAAUAAAACUCUGUGUGUCUUGCUGGACUACGAUGGAACUUUGGCAGCACUCUGCGAUAAUCCCAAUAACACUGUUAUGGAUCCAGAACUGGAGAAGAAUCUUCAUUGUCUAGCUAAAAACCCUAAAGUGUUCAUGGCAGUUAUUUCAGGAAGAGGCUUGAAAGAUGUCGAGGGAAAGGUUGGCAUCAAAAACAUCACAUACGCCGGCAACCACGGUAUUGAAAUUCAAAGUCCUGAUGGAUCGAGACAAGAUUAUCAAUUGCCUGCCAAUGUUCAAAAAUCAUACAAGAGUCUUGUUGAUGAGCUCAACAAAAAGCUUAACAAAAAUGGAGCUUGGGUUGAGGAUAAGAAGGUAUCACUCACUUAUCACUACAGAGACACUGCAUCCGAACUUGUGGAGCAACAAAAGCAAGAAGCCAUAGAAAUCAUUAAGAGACAUGGUUUCUCAGCAAAUCAGGCUCAUGCAGCUAUCGAAGCUAAGCCUCCAGUAAACUGGAACAAAGGAGAAGCUGCGUUAUUGAUUCUCAAAAAUAACUUUGGAAAUGAUUGGCAGUCGAAAACUAGUGUUGUAUUUGCUGGUGAUGAUACCACUGACGAAGAUGCCAUGAGAUCCCUCCAAGGAAUUGGUAAAUCAUUCCGUGUAGCCACAGAUCCCAAAAUUGAAACAUAUGCAGAUUUCCGACUGCCCAGACAGGAACUCGUACAUGACCUGAUAAGAUGGCUUUGCAACCAUUCCUGUCAAUCCUAGAAACCUGCACAUUCCCUUUAAGCUUCAUAACGCCUCGUUAAUUUAUCUAACUUCCUUUUUGUCAAGAAAAUGUGUGUCUGUUUGAUUUUGUUUUUUUAAUGAUUUUAUGAAUUAAUAAAAAUGUACUUAGGCAA